AUGGCUGAACGUACACCAACAGUGAUCACAGUUAAGAGACCGCUAUCGAUAAAAUUGAUUGAUUUGGGAGAUACAGAAGGUACCAUACCAGCAGAACGAAGUAACGAGAUAUGGAGACAAAAAUCAGUCACAGUUACUAGGAUCAAAUCAACCAAACAGAUUUUAAAACCAGAACAACAACAGUCAAAAGAAGGGGUCGUUUUUAACAAUGAUGCUGAAGAAUCCGAGUCAGCGCUGAGACAUAACACAAUACGUGAGUUUGAAAGGAAUAAAUCACAAGUUAUGACCAUUUCAAGAAAACAAUCAAGCCAGAAAACUAAAAAUGGUGUUCAAACUGCAGAUGCAAACUGCAACAAAGAUAUUGAUAGUCCCCCUUCCUACAAAGACAAAGGAUUACAUCCAGAAUUGAGUAGCUGGAGGUACUCAUCGGAGCCAAUAGCAAUAAAUGACAUUUUAAACUCAAUAUUAAACGAAAAACCACUUCUGACAAAAGUUCGACGACAUUUGGGAGACACACAAGGUACAAUACCAGCAGAACGAAGUAACGAAAUAUGGAGAUCAAAAUCAGUUAGAGUUACUAGGAUUCUAAUCUCGUCAUCAGAGCCAGAACAGCAACAGUCAAAAGAAGGGGCCGUUUUUGACAAUGAUUCUCACGUGUCCGAGUCAGCGUUAAGACAUAACACAAUACGUGAGUUUGAAAGGAAUAAAUCACAAGUUAUGGCCAUUACAAGAAAACAACCAAGCCAGAAAACUACCAGUAAUGAAAAUUAUUGA
Messenger RNA from Didymodactylos carnosus, 774 nucleotides. Lineage: Eukaryota; Metazoa; Rotifera; Eurotatoria; Philodinida; Philodinidae. The record is from the annotation of a GenBank genome assembly.